GGUUCGCGUGGCGGGGGCGGCAACUACGAUGACAUUAUUUAAUUUAUGCUGUGAUAGUGAAAUACCAACAACAACACAAAAAACGACACCAAGAACACAAACUCAAAAACCUAAGAAAUCAAACCAAGUAUUUUCGCCGAGUUACCCACAAGCCACAAGUGGAAAGUUAAUUUAUUUAACGCGAAGGAGAACGGGAAAUUAACAAAAAGCUUUAACCAAAUAACCAAAAAUAAUAAGGAAAAACACCAAGCAAACCCAUUGCAUGCCAUAUUUAUAAAUAAAUAAAACCUUAAUUCAUAGUGAAAACAGCACCAAUUAGCGCAUAACCUAUAAAGUCUUAGUCAAUAUGUUUAGCUAGUUACAAUUUACAUAGAUAACGAUUAAUUAGUGGCUUCAAACAAAACACCAAGAAAACAACAGCCCAGAAGGGAAAAACCAAUACCAAGUUCGACGGCACUGGAGCUGAAAGGCGAAACUAACGAAUAACGAUUAGGGAAGCAGGCCAACUGAUAAGGCUGGCCAAAUAUUAAGCUUAUUGCGAAUAGAGGAUAGGAAAUAAUAAUAGCAACCGCCCCCAAACCGCGUCGAAAGCCCCGAAAAGCGAGUUCAUUCAGAAAACGUGCCACACAACCGGACGACAGCGACGCUAGCGCAGGCAGAGGCAGAGGCAGUGAAGGCAACGGUAAAUGUCAAAGUCAUAAAGAGAGAGAAAGCUCGCUAAAGCUCAGGACUACUGUCAACGAAAAGCCGCAGGAUAAAAGCUUCGUCAGAGCGGUAGAUUUCAAAAUUCCAUAGUAAACAAAAAGAGUCAAGAAAUCGUUUCGAAACUACAAAAACUAUAAAAAACAAAAAACUAUAUUAAAGCUCUAAAUACUCUCUUAGUAUAAAAACAGCAGGAUACAACUUAGAGCCCUGCUUUCGAUAAAAAUAUAAAGAAAAAGAACUGGACUGUAUUUCGUACAAGAUUUUUGAGUUUCAAGAAGGAAUAUAAAAAGACAAGAGCCUGCCAACCAAAGAGGAAACUAUAAGGUUAGAGCUCAUCCAGUCUCUUAGACAGUAGACAAAUGUAAACGCCUUAAGGAUAGUCUGAAACCACAAAAGCUCAGGAUAAAAGCUCGACCCAGGGCUUUUGGCCAAGACACACGCCUUGUCGGAAGAAUGGCCACCACAGCGGCGGGAACGGUAACGACUGGAGCAGCAGCGGGAGCGGCGCAUCCCGAUGACGCCAGCAGCAUGAGCGACGACGUCUUUGAGGAUGCUGAGACGACGCAGGCCAGGAUCGAGGAGUUGCGCCGACGCCCCUUCGGCGAUGGCUGUUACAACCCGCCGGCAGCCCCUGCCUCCGUAUCGACAACGACGCAACACCACCACAAUCCACAUCACCAUCACCACAGCCAACAGAGUCUGACCGGAAGCCAUCACUACCAUGACGAGUCUAUCAUGGCGCCUGUUCAACGCACGGCCACCGGAUAUCCGGGCUAUCGGCCGUCACGUGAAGCCCUGCAGAUGUACGCUUACGGCAAUGAGGACUACGACGACUAUGACGAUGGCUGGCGAUCGUAUCGCUAUGACGAGGUGGACAUGCACCAGGCACCGCCAGCCGCUCACCAGCAACCUUUCGACGACACCAUCAACCACAAGACUAUCCUUCUGGGCGACUCCGGAGUGGGCAAGACCUCGUUCCUGGUCAAAUACAACACGGGAGAGUUCCGGCUGGGCUCCUUCUCUGCCACAGUGGGCAUCGCAUUAACGGUCAUAAUGCUGGGCGACUCGGGAGUGGGCAAGACCUCGCUCCUGAUCCGUUUCCGAGACGGUCGCUAUGUGCCGAGCUAUUUCCUCAGCACGGUCGGCAUUGAUUUUAGGAAUAAAGUGGUCGUCGUCGAUGGCACCCGGGUCAAGCUGCAGAUAUGGGACACGGCCGGACAGGAGCGAUUCCGUAGCGUUACACACGCCUACUACCGCGACGCACACGCUCUGCUGCUGCUGUACGACGUGACCAACAAGACCACCUACGACAACAUACGCGCCUGGCUGGGCGAGAUCCGGGAGUACGCGCAGGAGGACGUGGUCAUCGUUUUAAUAGGCAACAAGGCCGACUGCAGCGGCAGCGAGCGGCAAGUGAAGCGCGAGGAUGGCGAGCGCCUGGGACGGGAGCACAAUGUGCCCUUCAUGGAGACCUCGGCCAAGACGGGACUUAACGUGGAGCUGGCCUUCACAGCGGUGGCCAGGCAGCUGAAGAGUCGCGGCUACGAGCACGGCGAUGAUGGAAAGUUCAAUGUGCAUGAUUUUGUGCGUGACAAUACAAAGGCGCGCUCCGUUUGCGCCCAGUGCCGGAACAUGUAAUUGGCCAAUUGCCGCGCAGGAGCCACCCGAUCCCGAUUCCGAUUCCGAACCAGAUUCCAAGCACAAUGAAGAGAACACCACACAAUAAACCGGCACAAAUAUCAAAGGGAAGAGUGGGGCGCACUCAAAAGGAUACGGACAAGGACGCGGGCAUGGUCACGGACACGGAGGGCAGGGCCGAGCUCUGGCAUUUAAUGAAGCACACACAAAGAGAAACACUGACAAGAUGGCACCAAUUUUGUAAGACCCUAGUGAGGAGUAGAAGAGAGUACUCGGUAUGUUUUGUAUGUAAAUGGGAACUUCGGGGCGGAACGGGACGCGAUACGUAUAAUUUUUUAGGGCAGGCCACCGCAUUGGCAUUGAUUGAUGCAUAAAAAUAUUGAACAAUAUAUAUAUAUAUACAAAUAUCCAUUAUACAACUGCAUAAAUUACUUUAACGAGAGAAGAAGAGAGGAGCGGGGCGGAUGAAACGCAUCAAAAUCAUGCAACAUUGAGAUUUAUCCAGCACGCCGUUGGACUUCGCCAGGGAUCGCCAGGAUCCUACUAGGAUAUCUAUAGCCCCGCGUGGACAUCUCGAGAGUGGGAACCAAAUCCAAUUAAUGAGAAACAAUCACUCAAUUUACCUACGAUUACAUUUUGUUUAUAACUCCUAAUCGUUAAGUGUUAUGAUGGCCUAUCGUUAAGUUUUAGAAAGACCCACGCCGAGAGGAGACCCUUGGAAAUUAUUUACACACCCCACUAAUGAAUACCCUACGCAACUAAGUUAAUUACUUACUAUUACUGCUACUAUUACUAUUACUAUUACUACCUAUCUAUGUAAGCCCUGCCCAAACCCAUUCGAGACGAGACUACAUACAUAUUUCAAAAGGCGCGCCGAGGCGGAGGUCGCUCAAAAUCAAAGGCAGUUGAACUAUUACUAUACUGUGCUACUACAGCAGAGAAUCCGACGCGUACAUAUAUCACAGGAUGGAUGUAAAUUAGCAAAUAAACAGCGUUAUAUUCAAGCAGACGUCAAGUCUAUACCAUAAACAGCAAAUACAUAUUU
Molecule: messenger RNA, 3388 nt
Organism: Drosophila kikkawai
Lineage: Eukaryota; Metazoa; Arthropoda; Insecta; Diptera; Drosophilidae
Source: RefSeq, a predicted model, not a curated record